ACAUGAACAAAACAAACAAAAAAGAAACAGAAACAGAAAAAAAUUGCCUGUCCAUGGUCAUUGAGAUUAAUGACUACAACAGGACGCGUUUCAUCGGGUUCCAUCCAUCCAUCCAUCCAUCAAUCAUUUGUGUACAAUUAUACAUCAUAUAUAUCUACGGAGAUCAACAACAUUUAUUUUCGUUUUCCUGUUACUGAAUAACAACAAACUUGGCAAGCAAACAAAACAUUCACUUGCCACAAAAGAACAACAACCACCAAGAUCAUCGAUCCGCGAAUCCUGUAUGUGUGUUAUUAGAACGAAUAUUGUUAAUGUCGUCGUCAUUUUUUUUCUGGUAGGGUUAAAAAGAUUGAAAUAAAAUCAAUCCAAUGAAUCAAACCUAGUUUUUAUCAUAAUUUUAAAGGCUCAAAAUUUAAAAAAAAACAAUCAUCAUGCCUACAUCAUUACCAUUACAUUUUGCUGCAAACGGUACGUUUGUAGCUACUAGACCAUCAGCUACUGUUUAUGAUGUUGAUGACCAUAACCAUCAUCAUCAUCAUCAUCAUCAUAGACAUCGACAUCAUCGUCAUCAUCAUUGUGGCGAUGGUGAAACAACCAAUGAAACAAUCAUGAUAAUCGCAACAAAAACUUUAUCCUCAUCAUCAACUUCAUCGUCAUCAUCAUCAUCAUCGUCAUCAUCCUCAUCAGUAGCAUCAUCUUCAUCCUCAUCAUCAACAUCAUCAUCAUCGACGACGGCGACCUUUUCGGUCGCAUCAUCAAAAACGUUGACAUCAUCACCAUCAUCGACAACAAAUUCAUCAUCAUGUUCACUAUCAUCGACAUCAGCAUCGACAACGACGACAAUAAAUGAUGCCAUCAUUACUAGGGGCGAAGUGAAACAACAACAACAACAACAACCAAUUAUUAUUACAGGCCAAGUGAAUAGUGAAAUAUCGUUAGCAUGGAGAAAUUUACGAUAUGAAGUAUCACCACAUUGGCCAUGGUGGCCAACACAACAGCAACAAAGAACUAAAGUGAUAUUACGACGUUUAAAUGGCCAUGUCCGCUAUCAGACCAUGACCGGUUUCAUGGGACCAAGCGGUGCAGGUAAAACUACAUUGCUCAAUUGUCUUAAUGGUAAUAUUCAACGACUGUGUUCGGGUUCAGAAAUUUAUGUGAAUCGCGUGGAACGAAAAAUACCCGUAUGUGGUUUUAUUGAACAACAUGUUCAUGAAACAAUAAUCGGUAGACUAACUGUACGUGAAAUUUUACGUUUUGCAUUUCGAUUCAAAAAUUCCAAUUGUUCCAAUCACCGUACCAUGGAUGAACAUAUCGAUAUGACAAUAGCUGAAUUAAUGCUUGAUUAUCGUUGUCUUGAACGUCGUUUUGAACAAUGUUCGGGUGGUGAACAAAAACGUAUCGCUGUCGCACAAGAACUGAUGUCUAUUGAUCGUAAACCACAAUUUUUAUUCAUCGAUGAACCAACUACCGGUUUGGAUAGUCAAGCAGCAUUAGAAGUGAUGCGUUGUUUACGACAAUUGACCGCUGUACAUCGUAUAACGGUUCUAGUAUCAAUACAUUUGCCAAAUGAUGAAAUAUUGCGAAUGUUUGAUCAGCUUUAUAUAUUGGCAAAAGGUGGUGUAGCCAUCUAUGCUGGUGCACCGGAAAAUCUUGGUGCAAAUCUACGAUUACAGUUAGGCAUCGAAGUGGAAGGCAGUCGACCACCAGUAGAAGAGUAUUUGAAACUAGCCUGUCAUGGUAUCGAUGAUUCGCGUGUAAGUCGACUGGCUGACCAAACAUUGAUUGAAGAACAUCAAUAUUUGACCACAAAUCAACAGCAGCUUCGAUUUCUAACGAAUGGAUCAGGAAUGCCACGACGAUUGAAAUCAUUUACGAUUCGUGAUUUUUUCCUACAAUUAUAUCGUAUAUUUUACAUUGUAUUUAUUGUCGAUUUUCGUAUACUAGCCUAUCAACUUUUGGUAUAUGCAUGUUUCCUAUUAACAAUUGCAACGGUAUUCGAUCAUCGUAUGAUACGGCCAUCAAUGUGUUAUCCAUUAGAUGAUCAGGAUCGUGAUCAGGAUAAUUCAACAACGGAAACAACAAGCACCGGUGUUGGUGGUACAUGUCAACAACAAUUGGAUGAUGAAGCAUUCACCGAUAGCUAUAUAGCAUAUCAAGCCUUUUGUAAUAUGUUUUUCGGUGUUAUAAUGCUGGGAGUUGGUGCUAUACUUUUCACGCCAAUGUUGAAAAUGUUUCGUCAUGAACAUCGUAAUCGCUGGUAUUCAAUGUCAUCAUUUUAUUGGCCAUUUAUAUUGGUUCGACUAGUCGAAGUGACAAUGUUUUCAUUAAUCAUUACAAUAUUAAUCUAUUUCCCCACGGAACAUCAUCAGAUCGAUGGUUAUCGUAUCAAUUGGUAUCGAUUUUGGCAUUUUGCAUUUUUCAUAUGGCUUUCUUGUGUCUAUAUGCAAACAUUUGGACAGCUAUUAAGUCUUAUAUUUUUGGAUCAAUUGGAAAUAUCUAUCGUUAUGGCUCAAUUAUGGUUCAUACAAUUGAGUCUAGUCAAUGGUUAUCUAAUUAACUUAGCACAUAUGGACAUACCGAUAUUGAUGAUUGUAUCCAACAUACUGGCUACGAAACCUAUAUCGAAUGGAUUAAUGUUUUCAUUUUAUGGUAUUGACCGGUGUGAUUCGGAAACCGAAAUGUCAAUUAUGAUGAUGAAAUUCAAUAUUGAUGAACGACGUGUUUAUACACAGCUUACACAAGUAUUCAUCAAUAUGAUCAUUAUACGUUCAUUAACGUUCGUAUUGAUGUGUUUUCGAUUUAGUUUCGGCAAUAAAAGAUGGCCAAUUAUUGAUUCCACGCGAUCAAUAAAUUAUUCGACGACAAAUAAUAAUAACAAUAACAAUAAUAAAUUGCCAAUGAACAGUGGACUGAGUCAAAACGAACCGAUACCAAUUGAUUAUGGACAAAAUCGUAAUAAAUUCAAUAUCAGUGAUCAGAAAACAAUUAAACUGUCUGAAAUAAGUCGCAUUAAACAUGGCAAAGAAAGACAAUUUGAACAAUUUUCACGAAACAAAAUCAUUGUUGGAUGGCGAUCACUUAAUCUGUUUGCUUCUAGUUCGAUCAAAGAAAUACGUUCAGUACGACAAGAAUCACGGCUGAUUCUACGCAAUUUACAUGGACAAUUUCGUUUCGGUACCAUGAAUGCAUUGAUGGGCACAUCAGGCGCCGGUAAAACAUCAUUACUACGUGUUCUAAAUGGCUGUUGCAAGACAAAAUUAUCGGAAGAAAGUCGUAUAUAUUUGAGCAGAUUCACACCGAUAAGGAUAUGUUUCAUAACACAAGAUGUAUCUGGACAUCUAUUGCCUGGAUUGACAGCCAAACAAAGUUUGGUGUAUGCAUCACGAUUAAAAAACAGCGACGAAGAACGUGAAGGCCAGAUUGUGGAACAUGAAAAAAUAGCCAAAACAUUGUUGGAUGAAUUGGACAUAAGCGAUACGGAAGACACAUUGGUACAGGAUUGUUCAGGUGGUGAACGAAAACGACUGGCAUUAGCACUGGAAUUAACUGCAUUGCGUAUGCCUAAUCUAAUCUGUAUUGAUGAACCAACCAGUGGUUUGGAUUCAAAUUCAGCAUACAUUGUCGUGGCUUGUUUACGUCGCCUGGUACAUCGUCACAAUCUAACCAUUGUUGCUAGCAUACAUCAACCUAAUACCGAAAUAUUAAUGAUGUUUGAUCAAUGUUAUGUUCUAGCACGUGGUGGUGUAUCCAUUUAUUCUGGACCACCGGAUCAAAUUAGUCAACAAUUAAAAAAAGUACCCGAAAUCAAUAUCGAUGUGGAUAAAUCAAAAUUUCCAAUCGAACAAUUAAUCAAAUAUUCAUCAUAUGACCAUAAUGAUUCUAUUGUACAGAAAUUAGUUAAAUUAAAUGAACAACAAAUGAUAUCAAGUAUUGAUAAUUGUGAUCUGGCAGAACAAACCCAAUUGGUCAUUGAUGGUAUUCAAUUGAAUCGGCCACAAUUUUCAUUAAGAUCAGUAUCGAUCUUAUGUCAACGUUAUAUGGUCUACGUGAAAGGAUAUCUGUGGUUGUCGUUAAUGAUUUAUAUUGGUAUCUAUUUAUUCUAUGGAUUGAUACUUCGUGUAUUUUUUAGCAAUAAAAUUGCCUACACAAGUGGCUGCAUCGAUAUGGAAGACGAUUUCAAUUCAACUUGUAAUCGUAACCAAGAACGGAUUGAACGUGAAAUGGAUCUGGCUAGCAAUUAUCGUUAUAAUUUCUAUUUAAAUUCAAUAUUUCUAUUUAUUGUCGUGCUACAAACAUCGUUGAAUUUUUCAAAAGAAUCCAUAUAUUUUUUCAAUGAACAUCGUAAUGGUUGGUAUAGUACCGGAGCCUAUUAUGUCAUGAAGUCUUUAUACGAUAUAACGCCGAUGAUACCUGUGGUAUUCAUCUACAUAUGGAUUGUAAACAUUUAUGAACCAAUACGACCAGGUAUCUAUUGGUGGCUAGUGUUAUUGGUAUUGAUCUCAAUCAUUGCCAUUCAAGGUAUGGGCCAUCUGUUUGCAUUAUUGACCAAUGGCCAAUUCACCAUAUUGACCAUAACGAAUAUUGGAGUUUUCCUCUUUCUGGUAAUAUUAUCAAAUUUUUUCAAUCCAAUUGGCCGUAUGCACUAUGUAUAUCAAUUGAUAUCGAAUCUAUCAAUUUGUCGAUUUCUAAAUGAAGCGACAAUAUUGCUACAAUAUGGUUUUGGUCGUUGUGGCCCAAAAGAGAUACAAGCUACAUUGUAUGUAAUGAUGCUACAACAUGAUGAUCAUUUCUAUCAUUGUCUGCAAAUGUUAUUAUUCAAUCUGUUAUUCUAUCGUGUAUUGUCGUUAGCCGUGUUGAUUGUUAAAUCGAAUCCAAUGGAAAAUCGACGGCAACGUGCCGAAAAGAUUCGAAAAUAUCAGGAACAUAUGAGACCACUGAAUUCAAUCAUACCCGGUCUGACGAUAUCGGAUCAACAAUUUUGUAUUAAAAAAAUUCAAAUUUAAUUCAUCAACAACAACAACAAGUUGAUCAUU
This is a messenger RNA of Dermatophagoides farinae (American house dust mite), 5033 nucleotides long. RefSeq lists its product as uncharacterized. The record is from RefSeq and is a predicted model, not a curated record. Gene Ontology annotation, biological process: transmembrane transport. Gene Ontology annotation, cellular component: plasma membrane. NCBI's taxonomy places the organism in Eukaryota, Metazoa, Arthropoda, Arachnida, Sarcoptiformes, Pyroglyphidae. Gene Ontology annotation, molecular function: ABC-type transporter activity; ATP hydrolysis activity; ATP binding.